CCAGUCGUCCUUACGCUCUGUUUGUACCCGCUUAUCCCAGAGCUGUCAAUCAAGAGGCGCACGAGCUACCGCAGGUGCAAAGCUGGUGACUGGGCUAGGCGCUGCUGUGAAGCCAAGGAUAAAACACAUAUUUCAUGAUGGCGUCUGCAAAUACCACAUACGGACAGAAGGAGUCCACAGACCAGAACUUUGAUUACAUGUUUAAAAUCCUCAUCAUCGGCAACAGCAGUGUAGGAAAGACUUCCUUCCUUUUCCGCUAUGCUGAUGACUCAUUCACACCAGCCUUUGUCAGCACAGUGGGCAUUGACUUCAAAGUGAAGACCAUCUAUAGGAACGACAAAAGGAUAAAGCUACAGAUUUGGGACACUGCUGGCCAGGAGCGCUACAGGACGAUCACCACAGCUUACUACAGGGGAGCCAUGGGCUUCAUCCUCAUGUAUGACAUCACCAAUGAGGAGUCCUUCAAUGCUGUCCAGGACUGGUCAACCCAGAUCAAGACAUACUCAUGGGACAAUGCCCAGGUCCUCUUGGUGGGGAACAAGUGUGAUAUGGAAGAUGAACGAGUGGUGGCUUCAGAGAGGGGCCGGCAACUGUCAGAUCAACUUGGUUUCGAGUACUUUGAAGCGAGCGCUAAAGAUAACAUUAAUGUGAAGCAGACCUUUGAGCGGCUGGUGGACAUCAUCUGUGAGAGGAUGUCAGAGAGUCUGGAAAACAACGACCCAACUAUCACCGGAGCAAAACAGGGGCCGCAGCUCAACGAGCAGCCUCAGAGGUCCCAUCAGGAUUGUGCUUGCUAAACAUGGCCACACAAACACACUGUCCGCCGUCCCCUCUUUCAGUUUUUCUCAGUUGGUCUCGCUUCAUUUCUCAUAUGCACAUGUACACAAACACCUGUUAUACACAAACACUGCCAUAAUGAAACACACAACACUGGCUGCUUAGAUUCUCCACCACUCUCGCUACACCAAGAGCUCCGUCCACAUGAGCUGGCUCCCAGUAAUACAGAGAUUAUGUAAGAAUAUUAAGUUAAUCAGAGAGGCGAAGAACAUUUAACAGAGGAACAGUCCCAAGUUGUCUUUAUUUUUCACUUACACUUGUACACUUACACACGUGUACAAAUACAAACACUAUAUACUGUAUGUAUGUAUGUAAAGGGACAGUUCACCCCAAAAUCAAAAAAUACAUAUUUUUCCUCUUGCCUGUGGUGCAAUUUUGCAUCUAAAUUAUUUUGGUGUGAGUUACAGAGAUUUGGAGAUAGCAGCUGUACAGAUGUCUGCCUUCUCUCAAAUAUAAUGGAACUAGAUGACACUGUGAUUGUUUAAAGCACCAGAAAAACAUCUUUGAAAAAAUUCAAAAACAGCAUUGUCUGUUUCCAGAAAUUAUGACCCAGUUACUCAAAAUAAUCCAUACACCUUGUUGUGAGCAGUUUCAUGUAGGAGCUGUUUUCUCUCCACUGAACCACACUGUAUCACAGUGCAAAAGGAAAUGUCCCAUCUGCUCAUGGACAACAUGCUAGCUAGCUAAGGUUACAGCUCAGUGGUGAGUUUUUUUUUUGUUUACAUUCUGCCCUGAAACAGGCACCAUCCAUCAGUAGGUACACAUUUCUUUCUAGGUGGUGAAAGGGUAUAGUUUGGCAGAAAAUAAAAAGGUCCUAGGUGAAAUUGCAUACAACAAGAUCUGUGGAUUAUCUUGAAUAACUUUGUCAAGAUUUCUGGAAAAAGAUGCUACUGUGGAAUUUUUCACAUGUAUUUUUUGGCACUUUGAGCAACACAAGCAAAGUACCAUCUAGUGCCAUUAUAUUUGAAAAAUAGCUGAUAACUCUAAGACUCUGAAUCUUCUGCCAAAACACUCUAAAUGGAUAAGUAUCACUACAGGUGUGUGUGUGUAUAUAUAUAUACACACACAUAUAUAGACAUACAUACAUACACACAUGCAAAAUAUAUAUAAAAAACUAUAUAUAUAUAUAUAUACAUACUCCAAAAGGCCGUGAAGGAAGAACAUUUGAGGGAUCCUCCAACCUCAGAUCCCUCCCUCUCAGCAAUAACACCUCAAACCUAAUGGAUAUCAGUUGAGCUGUUUUAGUCCCAGUUUGUUGCUGUGGAUAGAGUUGCUGCUGUUUGUUUGUUUGUUUGUUUUUUGGGUGUGGGGGUGGUGUAUGCCUUUGAGUUGGUUGGGUGUGGUUUUGAGCAUGUGAGCUCACUGGACCUUCCCAGUUGUUUCAGUUUCUACAGAAGUUUUAGUUUCUACCCAGAAUCAUUUGAAAGUUUGUUUUAUUUUGGAAUUUAGGAAUGAAGAAAAGCAAAAGUCACACGUAUCAUUUUGCUAGUUAUUGUAUUGUUGUUAUUCAUUUUGGUCCCUUUCCAGAUUUUUAUCAAAGAUUUCGGCAUUGGCAGUUGCUUGGUUGAUCGAGUGGAAGGAACUGUGUAGCCUCUAGGUGUUGCUGUUGUUUUUUUUUUGGUUUUUACUCUUGUUUUUAUUUUUAAGACUCAGACUUCAGAAUAAGGGUAAUGUAGUUAGUUGUUUGAAAGUCUAUAUAUAUAUAUAUAUAUAUAUAUAUAUAUAUAUAUAAUUAAUAUAUUACACAUUAAGGAUGGUUUAAGACAUUGGAUUCCUGCCUAUGCAUUAGUUUGAGGUGCAUGUUGCUGAUGUUUUUAAUUGAUUCUGGUUGACUGGGUGGUUAUUUGUAUGAGUCACUGUCUGAAAAGCCAUCUGUCCUAUACUUACAGUACUUUACCAAAUGGGGGCAACAGUUUCACGUGUCCCUUUCUCGUUGUAUCAACUUUCAUUCACUUCAUACAGUGUGAAACGUGCACUCGCAGUAAAGACAUUUAGUGGUUUUAGCGUGAGCACCGGCAUACCACAGAUGUCCAUCAACUUCCAGACAGUCUCAUGGUAGAUGAUAUUUUCAUCUUUUAUUUUGUGGGGGGGACAUGAUGUUUUUAAGCAUGUGAAAUGUCAAGUUGUGAUUUUUUUAUUUCUCUCUCUCAUGCUAGGCUUAGGGAUUUGUCUGCUUGUCGUGAUUACAGUACAAAACUUUCUGUAUGUCAUGCAUUCACAGAUGAACUGAUGCAUGUGGAAAUAUUUUCAACAUCCAAGUUAUUUCAAAAUGUAACUUAUUUAUUUUGUAUUACUUCUAACUUUAUUUUUGAGAUAAUGUUCUUCCUUAAUUAUGCAUCGCAGUCUGCACUCUACAUUUCAAAGAGAUGUCCAAAAGUAUUCAAUUGCUUAAACUGUCCCAGCUUUGAAAUUAAAAAGCGUUUGUGUUUACAGUGAAUAGAAAGCUUAAGAUGCUUCCUCGAGAGGAAAGUUAAACAUUCCAGUGUAAGAAUCUCUUAUCAUGUGCAAGCAGCUUUGCUGGGAAGUUUGUUUGUCUUUUGAUAUCAGUUAUGUAACUUUUAAGACUCCGUAGUGUACAAGCAGACUGUUCUCACAGAGCAAUAGCAGAUCUUUCUCUCCAUGCCCAAAUAUCAGCAACGUACAACCCUGCUGCAGGUUCGUAGUACACGUGCUGUACGUGGUUGCGUGACUGUACAGUUUGCGUAAAGGCAGUCUUACCAACUGCUCUUUCCAAAGACGUCUCAACAAUAAAUUUAGAGUUAUUGACUUUUGUUAGACAAGCCUGUCUGCUCGUGUUUUCCUUUUCUUUGCAGUAGCUUUGAAAAGGGAAUAUGUUUGGGAAGUAAACUGAAUAUGCUGAACACUUCAUUAAAAUAGUGACUCUUACUGCGUUGGCUCACUUUGAACUUGUUUGUUGAUUUUUAUUACUGUAUUUAUUUGUGUUUUGCUACAGCUGUAAACUUUGCUUUUGACCUAGGAACACACAUGGUCUCUGUUCACCUCUCCUGCCGCUGUCGUCAACAAACCUUUGUAAAUAGGAAAUUUCUGCCCGUCGGGUAUUAGUUGUGUGAAUUGUGCUGUAAUUCUGUAAUGCCGAUUUGCUAAAACGAGGAACCAAUAAACAAAAACUAAAAGCUGUCA
Messenger RNA from Scatophagus argus, 3978 nucleotides. RefSeq names its product ras-related protein Rab-3A-like. Lineage: Eukaryota; Metazoa; Chordata; Actinopteri; Scatophagidae. The transcript is spliced from 5 exons. Gene Ontology annotation, cellular component: plasma membrane; endosome; synaptic vesicle. The record is from RefSeq and is a predicted model, not a curated record. Gene Ontology annotation, molecular function: GTPase activity; GTP binding. The coding region runs from base 135 to 797 and encodes 220 amino acids. Gene Ontology annotation, biological process: regulation of synaptic vesicle fusion to presynaptic active zone membrane; maintenance of presynaptic active zone structure; regulation of exocytosis.